Molecule: messenger RNA, 1486 nt
Organism: Echinops telfairi (small Madagascar hedgehog)
Lineage: Eukaryota; Metazoa; Chordata; Mammalia; Afrosoricida; Tenrecidae
Gene: MNS1
Product: meiosis specific nuclear structural 1
Exons: 9
Coding region: 76-1305 (409 amino acids)
Biological process (GO): cilium organization
Cellular component (GO): motile cilium
Source: RefSeq, a predicted model, not a curated record
UGGCCGCCCGCUGCGACCUCGCGGGCCGCCGGGCGAGGCGGUGGGACGCCGAGCGGGGAGUUUGGGUCCGCCAAGAUGGCUUCCGAAAGAAGAACAUUGAGCUGUGUUGAAAGGCAUCAGAAAUUAGUAGAUGAAAAUUACAACAAAGAAUUGAAAAUGAAAGGGCUCAAAGAGAUAGAGAACCAAGUUAGGGACCUAAAAGUGAAGAAUGAAAUUGAUGACCGCAUUGAGCGCCGUAGAUUCCUCAGAUUAUUGCAGGACGAACAAUUUGAGUUGGAUAUGGAAGAGGCCAUUCAAAAGGCAGAAGAAAACAAAAGAUUGAGGGAACGCCAGCUUGCACAAGAAGAAAAACUGGCUUCAGAACUGGCAAGACUAAAACAUGAAUGUCUAAAGGAUGAGAAGAUGAGGCAACAAGUAAGAGAAAACAGUAUUGAACUCAGAGAAUUAGAGAAGAAAUUAAAAGCAGCUUACAUGAAUAAAGAAAGGGCGGCUCAGAUUGCUGAAAAGGAUGCUAUUAAAUAUGAGCAAACGAGACGGGAAGCUGAAAUAGCUAGAACUAUGAUGGAAGAGCAUGAGAGAGCAGUAAAGGAAGAGAAUGCCGCCGAGGACAAACGAAACAGAGAGAAAGCCCAGUACCAGGAAGACUUGGAGAAGCAACUUGAAGAACAAGAGAUAAGAAAGCAGGAAGCUUACAAGCAGCUGCUGAAAGAGAAACUCAUGAUUGAUGAAAUUGUCAGGAAAAUCUAUGAAGAGGACCAAUUGGAAAAACAACAAAAGUUAGAAAAGAUGCAUGCGACUCGAAGGUAUGUAGAAGAGUUUCAGAGGCAGCAGGCGCUCUGGAAACAAAAGAAACUUGAGGAGAUGGAGGAAGAAAACAGGAAACUUCGGGAGUUUGCCAAUAUACAGAAGCAGAGGGAAGAAGAUCGGAAAGCCAAAGUUCAAGAGUCUGAGGAAAAACGAGCACAAUUUCGGAAUGCGCUGGCUCAGAAGUUAGAAGAAAUGCUGAGGCGGCAGGAAGACUUGGAGCAAGUGCGACAAGAAUUGUACCAGGAAGAACAGGCGGAAAUAGAGAGGAGGAAAUUAAAAGAACGUGAACUGGAAGAAUGGCGGUUGCAGCAAAGACGACAAGGGUGUAUUAAUACAAUUAUUGAAGAGGAACGGCAAAAGCUUCUCAAAGCACAUGCUACACAAUUACUAGGAUAUCUUCCUAAAGGAGUAUUCAAAAACGAGGAUGAUGUUGAUAUGCUUGGUGAAGAGUUUAGGAAAGCGUAUCAGAGAAGGAGUGAAGUUUAUGAAGAGAAAUGAGAUCAAGAUUUGGUAAAGCCAAGAUACUUUUGAAUGUUACCACUAGAUGUCAGCAUAACUUUUGUUUUUUAGUUUGGUGACUCUAGGAAUCUGUAUUGUCUAAAAUAUCACCAUAAUUUGUUAAUUGUUACCUAUAAGAAAAAAAGUUUAAUAAAACAAUGCCGAAUAAAUUUUAUAACAA